Arachis stenosperma is the source of this 2533-nucleotide messenger RNA. RefSeq names its product mitogen-activated protein kinase kinase kinase 5-like. Gene Ontology annotation, molecular function: protein kinase activity; ATP binding. The coding region runs from base 104 to 2122 and encodes 672 amino acids. The transcript is spliced from 11 exons. NCBI's taxonomy places the organism in Eukaryota, Viridiplantae, Streptophyta, Magnoliopsida, Fabales, Fabaceae. Gene Ontology annotation, biological process: protein phosphorylation. The record is from RefSeq and is a predicted model, not a curated record.
UUAGUCUCUUAUAUCUUUAUUGCCACAUAAAACCGCCACUAAAAAAAAUAAAAGACUUUGAUCAAGUAAUGUUCAUGUUCUGAUCUUCCGCUACUCUCAUCAAAUGCCUCCAAUAAUUUCACGCAAACCAUCAUCACCACCAUCAUGUGUUGUGCAUGAUCAUCAUGAUGAAAAAACCAUGAAGAAACAAAGCAACUACCAGAGAUCAAAAACAUGUAACAGUAUCAACACCAACGUUCUUGAUGAGGUUCAGCAUGUUACAAGGCAGAGGAAGUUGGUUAGGCACCUUAAGGACAAAGAAGUCUUUGAUUUGUUGCAUUUGCACUCCACUAUCAAUUGUUCUUGUUCUUCUUCCUGCUCGCGAGGCCGCAGUUCUAGCAUCGGCUGCGGACACUGGUCUAUUUCUGCCGUGCCGCAGCCGUUGCCACUUCCCGAGUCAUCAUCAGCAACACUGGUGAUGACUCGGAGAGCUGAGUCAACUGGCCUUGGAUUAGGCCAUGUCCACCUGCUUGGAUCUCCUUCCACAGAACCUCCUACUUUUGCUUUGACUUUAAGGAAAACAGUGAAUCAUGGUGCAUUGACAUGUACAAAACCUUCAAGCAAUUUGGAUAGACCCUCUCAAGACCUUACAACUAUAGCAAAAGCAAAAAAUAAUCUGAGAGUGCACAUUCCAGCUAAAACUUUCUUGGCAGGGAAUAGUUCAUGCAAAAUUCCCCCAUCAUUGUGCCAUUAUGAUGAAAAUGAUGAUGAUGAUUGUGUGAGUAUUUCUGGUUUGAGCAUGCAUGUUGCUGCUAAGAGUGCCCCAUCAAGUGUCUUGUCUAGUCCAGUCACUAGUCCACAUGGAUCAAACAACAAUCCACAACAUUUCUUUGAUCAUCACACCAUCAAUAAUUUACUUCAACAAUCCAAUGACAAUUAUUUGAAUUUGGAUCAUCAUCAUCAUCAUCACCACCUACCACAAGCUAAUAAUAACAAAAAUAAUGUUCAUAUUUGCCCUGCUAGCUUAAGUACUGCUUAUUCUUCUAAUCCCAAAAAUAACCAUGUUGAUGCACAUCCCUUGCCACUUCCUCCUAGAGUUUCAUCAUCAAUGAUGCUACAUCAACCAUCACCUUCUUCAAUGAAAGGCCAAUGGCAGAAAGGGAAGCUAAUCGGUCGCGGCACCUUUGGAAGUGUUUAUCAUGCAACCAACCUAGAAACUGGAGCUUCUUGUGCAAUGAAGCAAGUGGAUAUAAUUCCUGAUGAUCCUACAUCUGCUGAGUGCAUAAAGCAACUAGAACAGGAAAUCAAAAUCCUUCAUCAACUACACCACCCCAAUAUAGUGCAGUAUUAUGGAAGUGAAAUAGUUGGUGAUCAUUUGUACAUAUAUAUGGAGUAUGUUCAUCCAGGAUCAGUUAAUAAAUUUAUUAGGGAGCAUUGUGGAGCUAUGACAGAAUCUGUAGUUCGAAAUUUCACAAAACACAUUCUCUCUGGAUUGGCCUACUUACACAGCACCAAGACUAUUCACAGGGAUAUCAAAGGUGCAAACUUGCUUGUUAAUGAAUCUGGCAUUGUCAAGCUUGCAGAUUUUGGGAUGGCCAAAAUUCUUUCAGGGAAUUCAUAUGAACUUUCUUUGAAGGGAAGUCCUUAUUGGAUGGCUCCUGAGGUGAUGAAAGCUGCCAUUAAGAAUGAAUCAAAUCCUGAUGUUGCCAUGGGUAUUGAUAUAUGGAGCUUAGGCUGCACCAUCAUUGAAAUGUUGUCAGGAAAGCCUCCUUGGAGUGACCUUGAAGGGCCAUCAGCAAUGUUCAAGGUACUACAAAGCACACCACCAAUACCAGAGAGUUUAUCAUCAGUGGGAAAGGAUUUCCUGCAGCAAUGUUUCAGAAGGGACCCUGCUGAUAGACCUUCUGCAUCAAUGCUUCUUAACCAUCCCUUUCUCCACAAUUUUCAUGAUCAAGAUAAUCCUCUAAUUCAUCCUCCUUUAAAUUUGUGUCACAAAGGAGACCAAGGACAAGGAGAUAAUUCAUCUAGUCCCAAAGAUAAUACCAAAAAUAGACAUGAUGUAUUGCCAGCCUCCAUGAGCACAAAGAUUUUCAACAAAACUCAGAAAUUAAUGGGUUUUUUUUCUUUAUUUGCUAUAAGUUAAUCUAUGUUUACAAAUUACAAUCCUAGCAAAUCCAAUUCUAAUGUUGUCUUUGCUUUAUGAUAGUGCUGAGGAAUCUAAACACAUUAUUAUAGCUUCCCAUCACAAUCUUCAAUCUUCAGUUAAAGCUGGCACCUUCAAUUACUUGUCUCUUGCAAAUUCCAGCAACCUAUCAUCCCUGCCUCACUCAAAUUUGAAGCAUGUCAUGAGCUAAUAAGAAUUAAAUCAAUUUUGUUUGAACUAAAUUGGAGCAAGGAUUAUUCAUUAUUCAUAAGCUGCUAAUUUUAGGAUAACAUUUGACUUGUAUUCACUACAUACUAAUGAUACUAUAUAUUGUGUACAUAACAAGGCUCUUGUUUUAUCCAGAAAUUCAUGUGUAAAUAUAAUUAAAUGUAUAUUAUUUUAGCUGAAUCA